Messenger RNA from Raphanus sativus (radish), 569 nucleotides. RefSeq names its product defensin-like protein 193. Gene Ontology annotation, molecular function: sodium channel inhibitor activity. The record is from RefSeq and is a predicted model, not a curated record. The coding region runs from base 80 to 355 and encodes 91 amino acids. Gene Ontology annotation, cellular component: extracellular region. NCBI's taxonomy places the organism in Eukaryota, Viridiplantae, Streptophyta, Magnoliopsida, Brassicales, Brassicaceae. The transcript has 2 exons. Gene Ontology annotation, biological process: defense response.
CACAAGUGCAUGAGUCCAUUUAUACAUACGUUAAGUCCAAACUGAAACAAAGAGUGUAAAGAAAGAGAGAGAGAGAGAGAUGAGCAUGACAACGAAGUCAGUUUCUUACUUCGCCAUAAUUUUCAUCCUCUUUCUGGUUGUGUUUGAAGUGCCGAAGACAGAAGCGCAAGAUAGAAGAUGCCUUAAAGAAUACGGCGGCGACGUGGGUUUCAGCUUCUGCGCGCCGCGGAUAUAUCCAUCGUUCUGUUAUCGGAGAUGCCGUCAGAACAAGGGCGCCAAAGGUGGAAAAUGCCGUUCAGAGGCCGGCACUGGUAGUAUGAAAUGCUUAUGCGAUUUCUGCAGCGACACGCCUUAAAUCAAAUUAUAAGCGAUCGUUACAUACUUUCCGUAGACGCGGGCGACGCCUUGUGUUUGAAUCUUGUAUGUAUCCUGGUUUGUUUGUGUAAUAAUAAAGGCAAAUGAUCUAAGUAGUAACGGAACUAGUGAAUCAAGUGAAAAAGGAAAUAAAGAGAUGUACGAUUCUGUUUUCUGUAAUUAUACUUUGACAUCAAUUAACAGUAAAAGAUCAA